Molecule: messenger RNA, 2591 nt
Organism: Capra hircus (goat)
Lineage: Eukaryota; Metazoa; Chordata; Mammalia; Artiodactyla; Bovidae
Gene: TIGD6
Product: tigger transposable element derived 6
Cellular component (GO): nucleus
Molecular function (GO): DNA binding
Source: RefSeq, a predicted model, not a curated record
CUGAGGAGGACGGACUGCUUCCUGCUAGAGGUUCCGGGAGGCGGAGGAAGCUACGGCCGCCCGCGGUGGAAGCCCUCAGCCCCUCGGGUGUUGCUGUAGCGCGUUCAGCAAAACAAGCCAAGAGGAGGAACGGACACAAUCUUGGUAGUUGUGGCCUGACCCUCACUCUACAGAUAUGGGAAACAAGGGGAACAGGAAGCAUCCGCAGUUCUCCCUGGAGGAGAAAAUGAGAGUUGUGGAAGCUGUAGACUCAGGCAAGAGGAAAGGCAAUGUGGCCAAAGAAUUUGGCAUCAUUCCUUCUACUCUGUCUACAUUCUUAAAAAUACUGAAGGAUCAUGCCAAACUUGAAGAAAAGAUGCAGGAGGCAUGUAUGGGACUUCAGCAGAAAAGGAUAAGGAGUGCUUUUUGUGAUGACGUUGAUAAGACUGUUUUUGCCUGGUUUCAAGAAAUCCAUGCCAAAAAUGUUCUUGUGACUGGUUCUGUCAUUCGGAAAAAAGCACUAAACUUGGCCAAUAAGGUUGGCUAUGACAAUUUUCAAGCAAAUGUGGGCUGGCUGAACAGACUUCAGGAUCGCCACGAAAUUUCUUUGAAAGCAGUCUGUAGAGGGGAUAGUGAGAGAUUAAUGCAAGGAGUGAACUGAACUGAACUGAACAAGUGGCAUGCAGAGGAAAUUAUAAAACUAGUUGCUGACUUCAGCCCAGAUGAUAUCUUUAAUGCUGAUGAGACAGGAAUGUUUUUCCAGUUGCUUCCCCAGCACACACUUGCUGCUAAAGGGGACCAUUGUCAAGGGGACAAGAAAGCGAGGCAGCGGUUGACAGCACUCUUUUGUUGCAGCGCUUUAGGAACUGAAAAAAUGAGACCAUUGAUUGUUGGUAGGUCAGCCAACCCACACUGACUCAAGAAUGUCCAUUCCCUCCCCUGUGACUACUGAGCCAACCAGCAGGCAUGGAUGACACAGGAUAUGUUUAAUGAAUGGCUGAUGCAAGUGGAUGCCAGGAUGAAGCAGGCGAACAGGAUCCUCCUGCCAAUCGACAAGUGCUCUGCUCACAGCAUGCUUCUUCCAUGCUUGGCAAGGACUCAGGUGUGGUAUCUGACCUCAAACUGCACUGCCGUCCUGCAGCCACUGAAUCUUGGCAUAAUUCAUACCAUGAAAGUGCGGUACAGGAGCCCUUUACAGCUGAUCCUCCUCAAGUUCAGCAGCAGUGAGGAUCAAGAAAAAGUGGACAUCAAGCAGGCUGAUGGCAUGAUUGCUGCAGCAUGGUGGUCAGCCAAGCGGUCCACAGUGGUGAAAUGCUGGCAGAAGGCAGGCAUCGUCCCUGUGGAACUGACAGAUUCUGACAGAGCAGCCACCGGUGAACCAGGUAUUGCCACUGAAAAGUUGUGGCACUUGGUGGCUCUUGCCACCUGUGUCCCAAAGAAUCUCCAAGACUUUGUCACUGCAGACGAUGACCUCAUCAUCUCUCAGGAGCUGUUGGACACAGAGGUCAUCCAGGACAUGGGAGCCAGAAAAAGUACUGAUGAAGCUGGAAGUGAAGAUAAGGGGGAGGCAUCUUUGCCACAGCAGCCAAAAAUCACCAUCACAGAGGCCAUCUCAAGUGCACAGAAGCUUAAACGGUUCCUUUCCACUUGUGCAGGUGUUCCUGAUGCCAUUUUUGGACAGCUAAAUGGCAUAGAUGAAUAUUUAAUGAGAAGAGUGAUACAAACUCUUGUUGAUUCCAAAAUUACAGAUUUCCUCCAAACAAAAUAAUAUAGAAAUUAACUGCUUCUUUUAAUUCAGAGGAUGUAGUUUACAAGAAUAAAUUUCUUUAGAUAGGAAUAUUGAACUUAAAUUUUGAGCAAUAUUAUGAAAACAUUCCAGUUUUCUGAAAUAAUCAGGAAGCUUUCUUGAAUGGAAUUUGGGACCCAAGGGUUUUCAUUUCUACCAAGUUCCCAGGCGAUGCCAAUGCUGAUGUGGUCCAAGGUCCGUGCUUGAGAACCACUGGUCCUGCUGGGUUCUACUGCUUCUCUUUUUAACUGGCUAUCUAAAUACCCCCAAUCACUAACUGUCAAAAAAAAAAGCAUCAGCUGUUCUUACUCUAGAACUUUAACUCCUUCCUGUUGAUCUAGUAACUCCAGAACCUUCUUAGCUAUUUUCCUGAAUGCCCUACCAAGUAUUCAGUAGAGGUACAUCUAUGUCAAAAGAAUUACCAAGAGCCAUCUAGCCUAUCAAAGCAUCUUUUACUACUUCAGGAUUAUUAUCAGUAGGGUGCCAGAGUAUAGGGAAAUAAAGUGCCUGAAAGAGGAGAUAUGCUACAACCUGGAAAGCAUGGUAAUACCAGUGUACCUCUAAAAUCCAGGCAAGGCGUGAGGAAUGUUUAUAAGAGAGAUGACCUGUGUGAGAAUGUUUGGAUUAUUCGGAUAAUCCACGGUGGUCCUCUGCACACCAGUGAAUAACCCAGCCUGGACUAUGUCAUUAAUACAAGGGCACACUGUUUGCCUUCACUACAAUUACUUCAUUGCUGUUGUUCAGUCACUAAGUCGUGUCCAACUCUUUGCGACCCCAUGGACUGUAGCCCACCAGGCUCCUCUGACCGUGGGGUUUCCCAGGCAAG